Molecule: messenger RNA, 914 nt
Organism: Carassius carassius (crucian carp)
Lineage: Eukaryota; Metazoa; Chordata; Actinopteri; Cypriniformes; Cyprinidae
Exons: 4
Coding region: 1-855 (284 amino acids)
Source: RefSeq, a predicted model, not a curated record
AUGACCGCCUGGCUCAGCGAGGUUUUGAAGAGAUCUGUUAGCACAUCUGUCAGUUGUGCAGCACAGUCUCUCAGUACACAGCCAGGAGUGUGUGGAACAGGAGUCACUACACUUAACCCAAAAAUUGAUAAAGGCCGAAGAAAACACUCAAAAAAAUUCAGUGAAUUUGAGAAGACCCUUUUUAAACAAAUUGUAUUAAACUAUCCUGUAAUUGAAAACAAACAGCAUGAUUCAGGUACAGAAAACAAGAAGGUGGCGGCAUGGAUUUCCAUAUUGAAUGAAUUCAACUCAAGUGAAAAAGUUACCAAACGGACACUCAAACAAUUUCAGGUCCUGUGGAAAAACAUAAAAAUAAACCUGAAAAAAACAACUGCUGCUACGCGUCAAGAGCGUUUCAAGACAGGUGGGGGACUCCCAGUUCCACCAGACACAGAGGAGUUGGGGGACUUGUUGGCUGGGAUUAUUGAAAGUUUGCAACCCCUGGAAGGUAUUCAAGAUGAUGACCAUUUGGACAGUUCAGAUGACCUGAUCUUGACACAGGACUUGGGGGGUGCAGAGAACAGUCAAGAUGCUCAAAUGAAUCCAGCAGCAGCCAGCACCAACAUGCAGCAGCAUCCAGUCUCCUGCAGUAGCAUUAGUCAGCAUCCAGCAGUCUCUAAUCCAGGCAGCAGGUCAAGAGGGAAAAGGAUGACCAUUCAUGAGAAACUUGCCAUAGAGUUCCAUGAACGUAAAUUACAAUAUUUAAAAGAAGAACAUGAAGUCAAAAUGAAAAUUCUUCAUCUUGAGUUGUCUAUGAAAGAGAGAGACAUGAAGCAGCAGCAGUGUCAAUUGUCUUUGGAACAAAAUCUGAGUUAAAUAAUUUCCUGAAUUGUUUUUACCUGUCUAUGCCAAUCAUUUAUGUAUCACUCAAGGCU